UCAGUUAGUGCGCGGAGCUCAAGCGCGUCGGUUAACAGCAAAAUACUCGGUGGCAGUUUUAAACGGGAAACCGUUAAAUGUGUACAAGUAAUAAAAUAGUGGUGAAAUAAUAAAUAAGAAAAGAAAGAUACAUUUUUGUUUUUGGAAUAGAUAAAGAGAUUUUACACGUUGUUACUAUAGCAAGACGAAGAUCGGUACGGGUGCUGCAUUUGCUGAACAAAUAAACAAUAUAAAUUUAAUCAAACCAUUAAUAUUGGCCGUAGCAUAGACAACGAACGUUUGACACUGAGCAGGUUUGGUCGAUAAUUAACAAACACCAUCAUGGCCAGCAAUUCUCAUCCUAUGGAUGAGUUUUGUGGUUCAAAAUUCUGGAAUUCAAACGAAACAUGGUAUACGCCGGAUCCAGAUUUUUCACCUUGCUUCGAACAGACCGUACUAGUUUGGGCACCAUGUGCCUUCCUUUGGGUAUUUAGUAUAUUUGAUUUUUACUAUCUGAAGGCCAGUUUAGAUAAGAAUAUACCAUGGAAUAAGCUAAAUAUAAGUAAACUACUGCUGACCUUGUGUCUGCUGGUGCUGACAGCCGUCGAUUUUAUAAUGGCUUUGGUUAAUAAAGGCAACGAUGAUACGGCAGAUCUUAUCUAUCCUGUAGAGAUAUGGACACCAGUGAUUAAAUUUGCAACAUUUAUACUCAUUCUAAUCUUUAUUCCACUGAAUCGUAAAUAUGGUGUACAAACGUCAGGCUGUCAAUUCUUAUUUUGGUUCUUCUUGACCAUUCUCUCGAUAGCACGUUGCCGCACGGAGGUAAGAGGCGAAAAACUUCGCGCAGAUGCCAUUAAAGCUGAUCCAGAAGCUGAUUUUUCAUGGGAUGAAUACAAAUACAUCAGCUUCAUGAUCUACUUUGCGUUCAGUAUUGGCAUGUUAGUACUUAAUUGUUUCGCUGAUGCCAAACCACGUGUUACCAAAUACGAACGUUCAGAUAAUGAAAUACCUGAAACUUCAGCCAGUUUCUUGUCACGCAUCACGUAUCAAUGGUUUGAUGGUAUGGCCUGGCGUGGUUAUCGCAAUCCAUUGGAAGAGAAAGAUCUAUGGGAUCUUAAUCCACAGGAUAGCUGUAAAGAGGUCAUGCCCAUAUUUGCGUACUAUUGGAAUAAAAAUGUGCGUAAAUAUUUUAAGGUGGAACCGAAUCAACCUAAAGUACAGUAUAGCAAAGACAAGGUAACGUUUGAAAAUCCUCAUGGCCCCAAAACGGGUAAAAAGCAGGGCACGGUUUCAAUUAUGCCACCCAUUGUUAAAUCAUUUGGCGGUGUCUUCUUAUUUGGUUCUAUGAUGAAACUAUUCACCGAUAUCCUGACAUUUGCCCAGCCCCAAGUAUUGCGUUUAAUUAUUGGUUUCGUGGAAGACUCAGCCAAGGAAGGUGAAAAUCAACCCGAAUGGAAGGGUAUUUUCUAUGCUGUUUUACUUUUCAUAUUGGCCGCAGUACAAACUAUUAUUUUGGGUCAAUAUUUCCAUCGCAUGUUCAUUGUGGGUCUACGUAUUCGUACCGCCUUGAUUAAUGCCAUUUAUCGUAAGGCUUUGGUAAUUUCGAAUGCCACCCGUAAAGAAUCAACUGUGGGUGAAAUUGUCAAUUUAAUGGCUGUGGAUGCUCAACGUUUUAUGGAUUUAACCACAUAUUUGAAUAUGUUGUGGUCGGCACCAUUACAAAUUGGUUUGGCUUUGUAUUUCUUGUGGCAAUUGUUGGGUCCCUCAGUGUUGGCCGGUCUUGCUGUGAUGAUUAUUUUAAUUCCCGUCAACGGUGUUAUUGCCAAUCGCAUUAAAACGUAUCAAAUACGUCAAAUGAAGUACAAGGAUGAACGUGUCAAGUUGAUGAAUGAAGUUUUGAGCGGUAUUAAGGUCUUAAAAUUAUACGCCUGGGAGCCCAGUUUUGAAAAACAAGUUUUGGAAAUUCGUGAGAAAGAAAUUGCAACAUUAAAAUCAACCGCCUACUUAAAUGCCAGUACAUCAUUCUUAUGGUCUUGUGCACCAUUUUUGGUCUCAUUGGUCACAUUUGCCACUUAUGUAUUAAUUGAUGAAAAUAAUGUACUCGAUGCCACUAAAACAUUCGUAUCAUUAUCAUUAUUUAAUAUUUUACGUUUUCCAUUAACUAUGUUACCCAUGUUGAUUUCAAAUAUGGUUCAAACUCAAGUUUCGGUGAAUCGUAUUAACAAAUUCAUGAACAGCGAAGAGUUAGAUCCCAAUAAUGUACAACAUGAUCCCAAAAAACCCAAUCCCAUGUCCAUUGUCAAUGGUUCAUUUUCUUGGGGCGAUGGUGAUGUUACAUUGAAGAACAUCAAUAUGGAAGUGAAAAAGAAUACUUUAUGCGCCAUUGUGGGCACUGUAGGCUCGGGUAAAUCUUCUGUGAUACAGGCAUUCUUGGGAGAAAUGGAAAAGAUUUCGGGUUCUGUUAAUACAGUUGGCUCUAUUGCCUAUGUGCCGCAACAGGCCUGGAUACAAAAUGCCACUUUGAGAGAAAAUAUUCUCUUUGGCCGAGACUAUGAUCGUAAGCGUUACAAUCGUGUGAUUGAUGCAUGUGCCUUAAGAGCUGAUAUUGAUAUGCUGUCGGCUGGUGAUCAAACAGAAAUAGGUGAAAAGGGUAUCAAUUUGUCGGGUGGUCAGAAACAACGUAUUUCCUUGGCCAGAGCUGUGUACAGUGAUGCUGAUCUGUUCUUUUUGGAUGAUCCCCUUAGUGCCGUCGAUUCGCAUGUGGGCAAACAUAUUUUCGAGGAGGUUGUUGGACCCAAGGGUCUAUUGGCCAAGAAGACGAGAAUUUUGGUUACCCAUGGUAUUACAUUCUUGCCACAGACCGAUAAUAUUUAUGUCAUGAAAUUGGGUGAAAUUAGUGAAGAUGGCACCUACCAGGAAUUGCUGAAUAAAAAGGGUGAUUUCUCCGAUUUCCUUUUGCAACAUAUACAAGAGGGUAACGAAGAAGUUGAAGACUUGGAUGUUAUUAAACAACAAUUGGAGGGCACUCUACAAUCGGACGAACUUAAAGGCAAAUUUGAGAAAGUCAUUAAAUUGGCUAGAACGGAAAGUUUAUCGGAUUCUGUUUCUGUGCGUUCCUUUGAAAGCGGCAGGAGUAGUUUAAGACGCCGCCGCAUUGAUAGACAAGACUCUCAGACAUCUAUGAUAUCGGCCACAUCAAAGACGAAAUUGCAAAUUGAAGAACAAGGCAAACUUAUUGAAACUGAAAAAUCGCAAACGGGAGGUGUUGAAUUUGCUGUGUACAAACAUUACAUUAAAAGUGUGGGCAUUUUCCUAUCCAUGGCUACUUUAAUUUUGAACUUUGUAUUCCAAGCCUUCCAAAUCGGUUCAAAUCUGUGGUUGACCAAAUGGUCAAACGACCAACAGGUGGCCAACGAUACCGGUCUAAGAGAUAUGUACUUGGGUGUUUAUGGUGCAUUCGGUUUUGGACAAGCUUUUUUCUCAUAUGGUGUUGCCAUAGUACCCUGGCUUGGUGCCUUACGAGCUGCCCUCGUACUGCAUUCCUCAUUAUUGACAAAUAUUAUGCGUCUACCGUUGAGUUUUUUCGAUACCACACCAUUGGGUCGUAUCUUAUCACGUUUCUCAAAAGAUCUUGAGUCAUUAGACACAGUAUUGCCACGUCUAUUUGAUGAUAUGCUUUGGUGUGGUUUUGAGGUUUUAGCCACCAUUGUUGUAAUUAGUAUAUCCACACCGAUUUUCUUGGCUGUGAUUAUUCCCAUCGCAUUUUUGUACUACUUUGCCCAGCGUUUCUAUGUGGCAACAUCGCGUCAAUUGAUGCGUUUGGAGUCGGUGUCCAGAUCUCCAAUUUAUUCGCAUUUCGGAGAAACAGUUACGGGAGUUUCGACUAUAAGAGCUUAUUCGGUGCAACAUAGAUUUAUCGAUGAAUCCGACACCAAAGUGGAUAAAAAUCAAGUCUGCAAAUAUCCCUCACUCAUUGCCAAUCGUUGGUUGGCCAUACGCCUUGAAAUGGUUGGUAAUCUCAUCAUUCUCUUUGCCUCAUUGUUUGCCGUCUUGGGCGGUCAAACGAAUCCCGGUCUGGUAGGUCUCUCCGUAAGUUAUGCCCUGCAAGUAACACAAACAUUGAAUUGGUUGGUGCGCAUGUCCUCGGACAUUGAAACCAAUAUUGUGGCAGUAGAACGUAUUAAGGAGUAUGGUGAAACUAAACAAGAAGCACCUUGGGAAUUGGAAAAUUCGAGAGUACCCAAAGAUUGGCCCCUGGAAGGUCAAGUGGUAUUUGAUAACUUCAAAGUGCGCUAUCGUGAGGGUUUGGAUUUGGUAUUGCGCGGCAUUAGCUUUAAGAUAGCAGGAGGAGAAAAAGUUGGUAUCGUGGGACGUACAGGUGCUGGUAAAUCUAGUUUGACCCUGUCCUUGUUUCGUAUCAUUGAAGCUGCUAGUGGCCGCAUUCUUAUCGAUGACAUUGAUAUUGCCACUUUGGGCUUGCAUAUGUUGCGCUCCCGCUUAACUAUUAUUCCCCAAGAUCCUGUACUUUUCUCCGGUUCAUUGCGUAUCAAUUUGGAUCCCUUCGAGGUUAAGAGUGAUGCUGAAAUUUGGAAAGCUUUGGAAUUGUCUCAUUUGAAGGUAUUCGUUAAAUCACUACCAGCCGGUUUGAAUCACGAAAUUUCGGAAGGUGGCGACAAUUUGUCGGUGGGCCAACGUCAGUUGGUGUGUUUGGCACGUGCCUUAUUGCGUAAAACGAAAGUAUUAGUGUUGGAUGAAGCCACAGCUGCUGUAGAUUUAGAAACUGAUGAUUUAAUUCAGAAAACCAUACGUUCCGAAUUCAAGGAUUGCACUGUCUUAACUAUUGCCCAUCGUUUGAAUACGAUUUUGGACUCCGACAAAGUCAUUGUUUUGGAUAAGGGUGAAAUUUCUGAAUUCGAUUCACCCGAAAAUCUAUUAAACAACUCACAAUCUGCCUUCUAUAGUAUGGCCAAGGAUGCCAAUUUAGUGUAAUUUUUAUUUACUUCUUCUUUUAUAUAUUUUUUUUGUAUUUUAUUUAUUAUUUACUUAAAAAAAUCCCCUGCUAACAGAAAAAUCCCAUUGAAAAACAACCCGCAAUACACAAAAGCAUGCCAAAAGUUUAAUUUUACAAAAAAACACUGAACAAACAUUUUAAGCUAAUUAAUUAUUUUAAAUAUUUUAUGUUAAAGUUGAAACAAAGAAGAAUGCAUUAGAAUUGCCAGGAUGUAAUUUGUUUAAGUUGAAGGUUUUGCUGAGUCAUGAAUUUAUGUUUAUUUUUAUGUUUUUGUUUAGUUUAAAUUUUACUUACUAAUGUUUGCUAAACCUUCAUGUUGCUAAGUUUAGUUACAUUUGAAUUUCUAUACAGGAAUGUAUUUUUGAAAAGUUUUGUUUUGAACAUUUUUAGUUUGUUUCUUUUAGUUAAGGAUUUAGCUAAAGCAGAGUAUUUUUUUUGUGAUGAAUAUUGUAAUAAUUGUAGCAAUAAAUUACAACUGCCUUAAAUAUUAAGUACUUAAUUUUUAUAAUUUCUUUUUUUUUGUUUUUAAACAAAUAUUUUUUUUAUAUUUAAUAUAUAUGUAUAUUAAAUUAAAGAAAAAUACUCUAUUUUACUAAAUCCUUAAGCUAUUAUUUUUAAUAAAAGGGGAUGAAACGCAAAAUUUCGAUAAAAAAAAUAAUUUGGUUCCUCCCAAAUAUUUUUAAGUUUGUAAAAGGUUUAUGAAACAAAAUUUCCAUAAAAAUUUGUUUUAUAAUGCUUUUACAAAAUAAAAAUUUCAUUAUGAGAAACUCCUAUUAUAAUGGGAGUAAUUGAGUUAAUCAGGCCUGUCACAGAAUUCGAUUCCGAUCGAAAGUGGAAUUAAUUCCGCAUUUUGCUUCUUCAGAAAAAGUAAAACAAAAAUUUCAUUAUAUUUAUUUGUUUUCCUAAAAAUUUUAAUCAAUUUCUGUACCAAAAACUUUACUUUUUUUUAAUAUUAAAAACGUUGUCAUAUUAAAAUCAGAAAUACAGAAUUAUUAAAUAUUUUUUGAAUUAAUAAGUUACAUGGAAUCUGAAGAUCCCAAAUAAAAACUACGGAAUUGAAACCAUUCCGAACAAAAUGUGUGACAGGCCUAAAUAUUGUAUUUUGCUUUUUGUUUAAUUUAUUCAUAAAGAGCUUUACUUCACACAUCUUUUUACUUUACUUUAAAAGAAAUUGUUCCUAACACUUAGCAACUUAUCUUACAAUUUUGUUUGAACAUUUUCCUUAAAGUUAAGUAAAGUAAAUUUUUUCUUUUUUAAAAAUUUUUAAAAAAAUAUUUUAUUAAUUUUUCAUUUUAUUUUUUGUUUUAAAGUCGUAAACGUUUAACCGGAACUUCUGAAAGUACAGUAUAAUCUUUAAUUAAUACAAUAUACAACAAGUUAAAUCAGUUUUAAUUUCAAAACCAUAAAAUUAUUGUUAAACUAUAGACAAAUUAUUGUUAAAAAAUGAAUAGCAGAUGAAAUAAAAAUGUUAGCUUAAAUGUUUGUAAAUGCUACCUCAAUAUAUAAGUAUGUAAAAUAUUGUUGUAUACAUGCUGGUAUGUAUACUAAUGGACAAAUAUGAACUUAAAACUAGAAAUUGGAAAUGUAACCAAAUCGAAAACGUGUAAUUACAUGUAAUGCAUUUUUAAAUAUAUAAAAUUUAAAUACAAAAUGCCUUUUUUCGUCAGAAACUACAGAUCUUAAUAAAACAUAUGUUAAAUUAAAAUUUAUUGAAAUCUUAGAGUUGUAGUUAAACUGGCAAGAGAACAAAAUCAUUAAUUUUAAUAAUAAAAUCACAAGAUAGUGUUAAUUACACAGCAAUUGGUGUAUUUCAAGCUUGACAAACUGUUUGUAAUUGUUAGGCAGUUGCUUUUUAACUAACAUUCUCCCUGUUCUGUAUCAAAUUCGAUUAACGAUUUCGUUUUAAAAGCAAUUCACAUAUUAUGGUUCUCUGUAAAUCGAAUCCACAUAAUUUACUUAUAAACAAUCCUGUUUCAAAGUAAAAAAUCGUACGAUUUGCAGAACAUCUAUUUCUCAUUUUUUCGUUUUUGAAAUCACUCGAUUUCCGGAACAGGGUAGACUAUCUUGUUAAAUUCAUCGUUAAAAUGAGCGACACAAAAAAACUUUACAGGGAUUUUAUUUAAUACAAUUUCAAAAUUAGCAAUAACUUUAAAACAUUUACUAAAGAUUUGGUUACAACAAAACAAAUUCCAAUAUUUCAAAAAACCUAAACUAAUAAUGUGUAUAAAUUGGUGUUGUUUUUUUUAAAAAAAAUUCUAAAAAAACAAAAACUUAAAAAUGUAGUUAAUUAAAAAUAAAAAUAGUUGGAAAACUAUUAAAAACUUUUACUUAAACUAAAUUUAAAACAAAUUUACUUAAAACGAGAUCUUAAAAAACAAAAAAAAAAAAAAUAAUGGAAAUACUUAACUAACUCAUUUUUAUAUGUAUAAAACUUAUUACUAACGCAAAAACCGAAAAAUACUUAAUUUUUUUCUAGCUAAGAAUAUAAUUCAACAAAUUUAUUUAGUAAAAAUAAACAAACUUUAUAUAAAUGUAUAUUUUUAUAAAAAGUAAUGUAACUUAAUUGCAACAGGAAAAAAACAACAAAACUAAUACCAAUUUUUUUAAGCCUCCAUAUGUGUAAUAAUAAACCUCCGUCUUUAAUUAGUUUUUGUUUAAUUUCUUUUUCAUUUAAAAAGUGUUAAAUAUUAAAAAAUAAAAAACAAUGUUAAACGAUUAAAACCAAAACUUUAAAACUACACUCUGUGUUCAUUCAGCUCUAAAUUUAGUGUAAUUGUUUUUUUUAUAAAUUUUAUUAUUCUAAUCUAAACUAAAGAAUCAAAAAAGAACACAAACCUAAAAAUGCAAUAAAUCCGUAUAUAAAACAACACAUUGGUUAUUUUAAUAGUUUUUUUUUUAAAUAUAUUAUUUAGUUAAGCAGUUAUUUAAGUACUUUUGAAUGAUCAAUUCUAUUUUUAUUUUGUAAUAAUGAAAAAUUUACAAAUAAACAUAAUAUGAAAUGAA
Messenger RNA from Calliphora vicina (urban bluebottle blowfly), 7993 nucleotides. RefSeq names its product Multidrug-Resistance like Protein 1 (gene MRP). Lineage: Eukaryota; Metazoa; Arthropoda; Insecta; Diptera; Calliphoridae. Gene Ontology annotation, molecular function: ATP binding; ATP hydrolysis activity; ABC-type transporter activity. The transcript is spliced from 15 exons. The coding region runs from base 322 to 4968 and encodes 1548 amino acids. The record is from RefSeq and is a predicted model, not a curated record. Gene Ontology annotation, cellular component: membrane. Gene Ontology annotation, biological process: transmembrane transport.